CCCCCAAACGAGCACCCAGUCCGCAAACUGGCACCUGCAGCAUCCCGGCCCCUCCUAGCUGUCAUUUCGGGGGGGCUCUAGGAGUCACCAUGACCCUGCAGUCUCUUCGAGAGGUGACCCGCGGUGUCCCCCGGGUGUCGCUGAGGCAUCCCUAGCGGGAGCAGCUGCAUCACCUCCCGAGGGAGCGGCUGAGAAGGAGGGGUGCCUGUAAUUCCUGUCCGGUCACAUGGGGAAGCCGCGACAGGAACGGGGACCGAGCGUGGGAGCUGCAGCGGACGUACCGCGGGGACGGGGCGGACAUGGGGACAGUCCCCAAAGUCCCCAAGAUGGAGGUGGAAGCCCGCCCGGCCACCCCCGAGCCCCCCGCCCUACUGAAGAACUACAAGUGGCGCACCGCGACUGCCCCCGGCAGUCAACCGGCGGCGACCCCGAAAGGGGCGGGAGGUCCCCGGGGAGCCGCUGCUGGGAGCGGAUGCAGGGCUGGAAACGCUCCUACAGCCGCCCCGGCACUGACGGCGACAGGGCUGGUGACAGUGGUGACCCCAAGGCCAGCGCGUGCGGGUCCCUGUUCCAAAAGGCGUUUUUCGCCCCCUCCAAGGCGCCCAAGGGUACAGGGGACCCGAGGGGAACAGGAGAGGACAAGGCUACCCCUGCAGCAGUACCUGCAUUCCGAGGACAGGAGGAGGCAACAGGGGAGUCAGGGCAGCUCUGGGGGUACAGGAUGGGGCAGGUGCUAUACUUAGGAGAGGUGGAAUAUCUGUGUUCACCAGGCUGGAAUGGCUUUAUUCUGGAGUGAAAGCUGAAUGCUGGAUGCUGAAGUAAUUUCAGAGCAGCACAGAACAUGCUGAGUUGAAAGGGACUCUUCAGGAUCAUUGACUCCAACUCCUACCCUGCACAGAACACCACAACAAUUCCACCAUGGGCCUGAGAGCAUUGUCCAAAUGCUUCCUGUCCCAAAACAUACUUGAGGCUCGUACCACUUCCUUAGGGACCUUGUUCCAGUGCUCAACCCCCCUCUAGGUGAAAAACUUUCUCCUGAUAUCCAACCUGUCCUCCCCUGACUCAGCUCCAGCCAUUUCCUUGAGUCCUGUCCCUGCUCAUGAGAGUGAAGAGCUUGGUGCUGGCGCCUGCACUGCCUCUUGGGAAGAUGUUGAAGAGUGCAGUUAGGUCUCACCUGAGUCUCCUCUUCUCCAGCUGAACAAGCCAAGUGUCCUCAGCAGUUCCUCACAGAGCCCCUUGAGACCCUUCCCCAUCCUUGUGACCUCCUCUGGACACUCUGCAAUGGCUUUAUAUCUUUUUUAUAUUGUGUCGCUCAAGGUGAGGCCACCCCAGUGCAGAGCAGAGCGUGGCAAUCCCGUCCCCAGCCCAGAGGCCAGGAUGCUGGGCCUGCUGCCCCCAGGACACAGUGGCACUUUGGACUGCCAGGGCACUGUUGAUUCAUGUUCAGCUUGUCAUUGGGCAGGACCCCCAGGUCCCUCCCUGCAGCUGCCCUGCAGCCCCUCUUUCCCCUUUCCAUACGCCAAGCCAGGGGUGCCCAUCCCAGGGGCAGAAUCCUACCCCUCCCUUGUUAAAGUCCACCCUGUUGGUGAUUGUCCAUCUCUAUAUGGGACGUCUCUCUGCAGAGCCUCUCUGCCCUCCUGGCAGGUGACAGUUCGUCCCAGUUUGGUGUCAUCUGUAAAUUUACUGAUUAUCCCUUCAAGUCCUGUGUUCACGUCGUUAACAAAGACGUUGGAGAGCAGAGGCUGCCAAUGGAGCCCUGCAGAACCCUCUGGUGACCACUGCCAGCGUGGUGUCACCCCAGUCACUGCCACCCUUGGUGCCUGACCCAUGAGCCAGUUGCUCACCCAUUCCACAAUGUGUUCAUCCAGGUGUGUGAUGGACACUUUGUCUAGAAGCAUUCUGGGAGACACAGUAUCAAAAGCUUUGCUGAAAUCCAGAAAGAUUCCAUCUAGUGGCUUUCCUGGAUCAACCAAGUGGGUUCCCCUGUCAUAGAAGGAAAUCAGAUUUCACAAGCAGGACUUUCCCCUCAUGAAGCCAUGCUGACUCUGACUGAUGCUUGCAUUGUCCUCCAGGUGUUUUUCAAUACUUCCCAGAACAAACUUUUCUAUUAUUUUUUCAAGUAUCAGAGUGAGACUGACAGGCCCGUAGUGUCUGGGAUCCUCCUUGCCCUUGAAAAUCAGGACAAAAUUCUCCAGCUUCCAGUCAGCUGGGACUCCUCAAAUCCCAGAUCUGAACUCUGUGUUUGUUCUGAUUUCUUCAGGGGAAGCAGCCUGCUCACAUCUGCAUGUAUGAGCUUCUAUUCUUCUCAGGCAAACCCACUUUGAGGGCAGUAACAGUUAAAAGAACAAUUAAAUAUACUUUCUGAUUACAGGCACAAAGUCAUUGUGGAUAAAACAAUAUCUUUAAAAGCUUUUUAAAGUGGGACUCACAGCACACAAGUGAACUGCCAUGACCUUUUUUUGGAAAAAAAAGUCAAUUGUGAAUUUGUCAUGGUUUACAGAAAGGAAACUGUAGAAGCCUUGCUUAAAUGAGGGCUCAUCUAUGGCACAGUUUGAAGCACUCUCCUUUUCCUCUGAAGGAAAUGUCUUUGUGGGCAUGCCCUCUGUGGAAACAACUAUGCUUUCAUCUAGGCUCUAAGAUCCAGACAACACAAUGGUAGUUGCAGUGGAGAAGGACCCAGUGCACCGCAUCUGCUGACAGCUGGCAACGGAGCCGUGAGAGUGGAAAAUGUGAUGGCAUAGCUAUCUGAGAAAGAAAGUACAGAGAUGCAGUGUGUUGUGCACUGUUUCAGGGCUGCUUGGAGAAGGGAAGAACUCCGAUGGACGUGAAGACCUGAUAAACCAUGAUAACACUAGUGUUGGAUGACAAAAAUAAUGUUUUCCCUCCCUUUAUGGUAACACGAGGUGAUGAUGUUACAAUAACACAUAAAUUACUUGCUGAACCCCUCAUCAAACCUAUACAUAGUUAUGAAAUCCCCUCUGUGUUAUUUUUUGCACUCUGAGAUCAGGUAAGGAACCACCACAACCCCCACUUGUACUAGCGGAUCAUGAUGUCCCCAGUAUUAAGAAAUGAGAAAGGCAGGAAUGGGGGUGCAGGGGGUCCAAGGACAAAGGAAAAGGAGGGUCUGGAGGCUGGAGAGACAGGGUGGCUGGAAAAGGGGGUUCGGGGUCAUUCUGUGCAUGGAAUGGUGGAUCAGGCCAUCUUGGUGCUCUUGAAUUGCAGUUUAAGUUUCCCAGUGCUGGGAAUUGCAGUUUGGGGGGUUCCCAUGGUAAGGAAAGGUGGGGAUAAGGGUGGGGAGAGGCAAGAUCUCCGGGAAAAAGGGUUCAGGGCAUCACCGGUGUUGAGGAAAGGAGGGUUUGGGGACUGGGAAAGGCAGGAAUGGGCACAGGGUGCCAGGUUCAAGGGAAAGGAAGAGGCUGGGGGCUGGGAGAGGUGGGAUGGCUAGGAAAGAGGACAGAGAGUGAUGCCAGGGCCAGGCAAUGGGGUGCAGGGGGGGUCUUGAUGCACAGGAAUGUGGGGCUCAUGGGGGUCACGGUUUCAGACAAUAGCAGUUCCAAUUCCCAGGAAUUCCAGUUCAGGGGUGUUCCAGUGCCAGGGGUCCCACUCACCCCUCACCACCUCUGAGGAGUGUCCCCAGACCCAGUGCUGGAACCACCGAUGGAGCUGCUACGCUGCGGCCUGGCCCCCAGAGCCGCCUCUGGGCCCGCGAUUGGCACCGCUGUUUCCUGCUUGCCAAUGGCAGCUGGGGAUGUUCUUGACAGAGGAGACCCUGGGUGGGGGCACGUGAAGCUCCUGGCCCACAGUGAAUGCCCCUUCUUUGGCUCAAACCACCCCCGGGGCCAUUGCUUGUGUCAUGUUCCCAUAGCCAGGAACAUGGGAUGGUUUCUUGAGUAAUGUGCCCAUGGUCACCCCUGGGGCCAUCACUUGGGUAAUGUCCCCACAGCUACCCACAGGGCCAUCGCUUGGGUAAUGUCCCCCCAGCCACCCACAGGGCCAUCGCUUGGGUAAUGUCCCCCCAGCCACCCACAGGGUCAUCGCUUGGGUAAUGUCCCUGCGGCCAUCCUCAAGGCCAUUUCUUGGGUAAUGUCCCUGUGGCCACCCCCAGGGCUAUCGCUUGGGUAAUGUCCCCAUGGCCACAUCAGUUGAGAUCAGAUGUACUUGAUGCUGGACAGUAGCGGUGAUCUGAUAACACCUCCCUGAGGAGGAAGAACCCAUCACCCGCUCACACAACAGCCAUAGGGGUUGCGACACACAAAUCAUCCAAAACAGCAGGCUUGCACCCCACAGCCCCUCACUCUUCUCUGACGGCAUCUCCAGGACAUCACUGCAGCUUGUCAUGGCCACCUACAAGGUGACAGUGGCAACAGGUGACAUGGUGGAAGCUGGGACCAACAACUCCAUCUCUAUCACCCUGGUGGGCAGCUAUGGCGAGAGCCGCCAGACCACCGUCUCCUUCUUUUUCCUUCCAGGGAAGGAGAAGAGCCUGUCUGUGCACUGUGGGCAGGACUUGGGCCCCAUUGUCCUCAUCCGCCUGCAUAAGUGGCGGCUCUUCCUGGAGGAUGCCUGGUUCUGCAAGGAUGUCCGGGUGACAGCCCCCAACGGCACCCUGUAUCGUUUCCCCUGCUACCAGUGGCUGGAGGGAGUCACCACGGUGGAGGUGCGAGAGGGCUCAGGGAAGAAGCUGGUGGAUGACAAGCUGCAGAUCCUCAAGGAACAUCGUCAUCGGGAGCUGGCAGCACGGCAGGAGGCUUACCGGUGGAAGAACUUUGCCCAGGGCUGGCCCCGUUGCCUCAACGUGGACUCCAUCUUCGAGCUGGACUCCAACAUCCAGUUCUCCCGCAUCAGGGCCAACAACUUCACUGGUUUCCUCAUCUUCCAAGGGGCCUCCCACUUUCUGUCAGGGUUCCUACUGAGACGCAGCUCCUGGAACAGCCUGGAUGAGAUGCGCACCAUCUUCUCUCGGACACAGGGCAGGGACAUUGUCCCUGAGUAUGUGGCCAAGCACUGGCAAGAGGAUGACUUCUUCGGUUACCAGUUCCUCAAUGGCAACAACCCCAUCAUCAUCCAUCGCUGUACCACACUGCCGCUCAAAUUCCCAGUGACACCAGAGAUGGUCGCUGGCUCACUGAGAGGCGGCACUGACCUGGGCAAGGAGCUGCAAGAAGGUCGGAUUUUCAUUUUGGACUACAAGGUGCUGGAGGACAUCCCAAGUGACACCAUUCACGGGCGCCAGCAGUACGUAGCCGCCCUGCUCUGCCUGCUUCACCAAGGCACCGAUGGGCUCCUGCGCCCCAUCGCUAUCCAGCUCAGCCAAACACCAGGACCCCACAGCCCCAUCUUCCUGCCGAGUGAUGAUGAGUGGGACUGGCUGUUGGCCAAGACCUGGGUGCGCAACGCCGACUUCUACAGCCACCAGCUCCUCACCCACCUGCUGAGGACCCACCUGUUUGGGGAGGUCUUUGCCAUCGCCACGCUGCGCCACCUGCCCACCUGUCACCCCCUCUUCAAGCUCCUCAUGCCCCACUUCCACUUCACACUGCACAUCAACACCUUGGCCCGCAGUGUCCUCAUAAACCAGGGUGGCCUCAUUGACAAGGGUUCAGGGGUGACCUAUGAGGGGCUGCUGCUGGUGGUGCAGCGAGGCCUGGAGCAGGUGACCUACACGUCCCUGUGCCUCCCCGAUGACAUCCGCCACCGUGGCAUGUCCCAUGUCCCCAACUACCACUACCGAGAUGAUGGGAUGAGCCUCUGGGAAGCCAUUGAGAGCUUUGUCACCGGCAUUGUGACAUUCUACUAUGGUGGGGAUGCAGCGGUGAGCGGGGACACCGAGCUGCAGGCCUGGGUGAUGGACAUCUUCACCAAUGGUUUCUUGGGCAGGACCUCCUCAGGUAUUCCCUCGUCGCUGCAGACAGUGGUGGAGCUCAUCAAGUUCCUCACCAUGGUGAUGUUCACCUGCUCGGCGCAGCACGCGGCUGUCAACAAUGGGCAGUAUGAUCUGGGGGCCUUCGUCCCCAACGCCCCGUCCUCCAUGCACCACCCACCACCCAGCGAGAAGGGCCGGGCCUUCCUCCAGCACUUCCUCGACACCAUUCCUGAGGUGGCCACCACUGCUAACAUCCUGGUUGCGCUCAUUCUCCUCAGCUCCCAACUCAAGGACAGGAGGCUCCUGGGACAGUACCCGGAGGAGUGGUUCACAGAGGCGGAACCCCGGCGGCUCAUUCGGGCCUUCCAAGGGCGGCUGGAGGAGAUCCGGGACCAGAUUGAGGAGAGGAACCACCUGGCUGAGCUGAGAUACAACUACCUGAACCCACUGGAGACGGAGAACAGCAUCUCCAUCUGAGCACAGGAGCUGCACCCGCCCACCACCACCAGCACUCCCAGCACCCUGCCCCUGGGCACCCUCAAGAGACAGAACCACCAGCAUCUGGACAUCCCAUACACUCAGCAUCGCUUACAUGGCCAUCCCCAACACCCUUGUCACCCAGCAUCCUGCACUUGGACAACCCCAGCAACCCCACACCUGGAGAUCUCCAGCAUCUACCCCCCAGCUCCCUCAGCAAACCCCACUCCAUUUUCCUCUCCCCAAUAAAUGCCAGCUGUCAAUCAAA
This is a messenger RNA of Serinus canaria (Common canary), 6608 nucleotides long. Its product is annotated as hydroperoxide isomerase ALOXE3-like. The transcript is spliced from 18 exons. Bases 4337 to 6340 code for a protein of 667 amino acids. Gene Ontology annotation, molecular function: oxidoreductase activity, acting on single donors with incorporation of molecular oxygen, incorporation of two atoms of oxygen; protein binding; iron ion binding. The record is from RefSeq and is a predicted model, not a curated record. Lineage: Eukaryota; Metazoa; Chordata; Aves; Passeriformes; Fringillidae. Gene Ontology annotation, biological process: lipid oxidation; linoleic acid metabolic process.